GGCGCUUGGAUUGGCCCGGCCAUGCCAUCACUCUCCGGACGCGUCACCGCCCCCGUUUCCGACCGCCCGGAGACCGGCAGCGGUGUUAGUGCUCGCGGGGCCGCGGCGGAGGGCAUCGUGCUAGCCUGCUCACUCCCGCUCGCCCGCGGGUCGGCGCGCUCGCCCAGUGGAGCGGCGCCCCAGGCUGCGGGGCUGCCAGGCUGCACACCCACCGCUGCCUGGGAAGCAGAGACAGCUAGUCUAGCUCCGAGAUGGGGAGAGGGCGAAGUUGACGAGCUCCCUACCCACGUUGCGCCCCUCCUGCCCCGAGGUGCGCUGCCCUGUCCCGGAGGUGCCCGCACGCGGCCCUGCGCCAGGUGUGCGCGGGACACCCCGCCCCCUGGUACCCGAAAACUUCGUCCCAAGUUCAAAGAGUGGACUCCGAGGGCGUUGCCCGGAGCCGGACUCCCGACUCCGCGCAGAGGGAGCUGUCCUAGCGGCUUGCACGGCCGUCGGAGGGAGUUGACCCGCUGGAAACUUUAUCACCAUCAUCGUAAAUACUACGCUUUACUGUUUCUCUCCCCCCAGGGGCUGCAUCCAGCGGUCUGUCGCGCGUACUUGCUUGCCAAAGGAGCCGCCCCAGGAAGACCCAGGGGGGAGCUGUUACCCCAGGGGAUACCUGCAGCCCAGCCCAGGGUUUUGGGCGGCCUGGAUGCGCAGGAUUCAGCACCGCAACCGCUGACGCCGGGCGGCGGCGAAGUUUGGCUGCUGAGCGGCGCGGCACAGGGCCACUGGACAGCGGGCAGCCGGGCGACCGCAGCGGCGGGAGCGAUGCCUGUGGGGGGCCUGUUGCCGCUCUUCAGCAGCCCCGCGGGCGGCGGCCUGGGCGGGGGUCUCGGCGGCGGCGGAGGUGGUGGCAGGAAGGGGUCGGGCCCCGCUGCCUUCCGCCUGACGGAGAAGUUCGUGCUGCUGCUGGUGUUCAGCGCCUUCAUCACGCUCUGCUUCGGAGCGAUCUUCUUCCUGCCUGACUCCUCCAAGCUGCUCAGCGGGGUCCUGUUCCACUCCAGCCCCGCCCUGCAGUCGGCCGCCGACCACAAGCCCGGGCCCGGGGGGCGCGCCGAGGACCCGGCAGAAGGGCGAGCCCGGCACGGUGAUGAGGGCGCGCUCGGGGACCCCGCCGCUGCGCUGGAGGACAACUUGGCCAGGAUCCGUGAAAACCACGAGCGGGCUCUCAGGGAAGCCAAGGAGACCCUGCAGAAGCUGCCCGAGGAGAUCCAAAGAGACAUCCUGCUGGAGAAGGAAAAGGUGGCUCAGGACCAGCUGCGUGACAAGGCGGUGUUCAGGGGGCUGCCCCCGGUGGAUUUCGUGCCCCCCAUCGGAGCGGUUGGCCGGGAGCCGGCCGACGCCGCCAUCCGAGAGAAGAGGGCGAAGAUCAAAGAGAUGAUGAAACACGCUUGGAAUAAUUACAAACGUUAUGCCUGGGGACUAAAUGAACUGAAACCCAUUUCAAAAGAAGGCCAUUCAAGCAGUUUGUUUGGUAAUAUCAAAGGAGCAACAAUAGUAGAUGCUCUGGAUACACUUUUUAUUAUGGAAAUGAAAGAUGAAUUUGAAGAGGCAAAAUCAUGGGUUGAAGAAAAUCUAGAUUUUAAUGUGAAUGCUGAAGUUUCUGUUUUUGAAGUAAAUAUACGCUUUGUUGGUGGACUGCUCUCAGCCUACUAUCUGUCUGGAGAAGAGAUAUUUCGAAAGAAAGCAGUGGAACUUGGGGAAAAAUUGCUACCAGCAUUUCAUACUCCCUCUGGAAUACCUUGGGCAUUGCUGAAUAUAAAAAG
Hipposideros armiger (great roundleaf bat) is the source of this 1808-nucleotide messenger RNA. Its product is annotated as mannosyl-oligosaccharide 1,2-alpha-mannosidase IA-like. The transcript is spliced from 5 exons. The record is from RefSeq and is a predicted model, not a curated record. Gene Ontology annotation, cellular component: extracellular exosome; endoplasmic reticulum; Golgi membrane. The annotation marks the transcript as partial. Gene Ontology annotation, molecular function: calcium ion binding; mannosyl-oligosaccharide 1,2-alpha-mannosidase activity. Lineage: Eukaryota; Metazoa; Chordata; Mammalia; Chiroptera; Hipposideridae. Gene Ontology annotation, biological process: mannose trimming involved in glycoprotein ERAD pathway; carbohydrate metabolic process.